AGUACCAUUUUGGUCCCUCAACUUUUCACCUUGGUACCAAAAUUGUCCCUCACCUUUAAAAAGUACCAAAAUUAUCCUCAGACUUUCAUUUUCGGUACCAAAAUGGUCCUUCCGUUCUUCAAGGAACCCAGGAACGCAGUUCUGGGUUCCUGGGUUCCUCGAAGAACCUGGGUUCCUCGAUCUGGGUUUCGUGGGUUCCAGAUCGUGAGGAACCCAGUUCUGGGUUCCUGGGUUCCUCGAUCUGGGUUUCGUGAGGAACCCAGAUCAGAAACCCAGAUCUGGGUUCCUCAGGGAACCCAGGAACCCAAAACUGAGUUCCUCAAGGAACUGGGUUCCUCAAAAAACCUAGCACCGGGUUACGUUCUGCCACCCAACACCGGGUUGGGUUCCUCGCGAAACCCAAAUUUGGGUUUCGCGAAGAACCAAGAUGAACAAGAGGAAAACCCAGCAUCGGGUUCCAUGAGGAACCAAGAUGAUGAAGAGGAAAAGGAUGGUGAAGAGAAUGGUGAAGAAGAUAAACGGUGAGAUGAUGAUGCCGAGGUUAGGCUGAGGAUGAGGAGAAAGUAGAAGAUGAUGAAAUGAAAGUUAAUUAACUUA
Messenger RNA from Rubroshorea leprosula, 597 nucleotides. The record is from the annotation of a GenBank genome assembly. Lineage: Eukaryota; Viridiplantae; Streptophyta; Magnoliopsida; Malvales; Dipterocarpaceae.